Molecule: messenger RNA, 273 nt
Organism: Otolemur garnettii (small-eared galago)
Lineage: Eukaryota; Metazoa; Chordata; Mammalia; Primates; Galagidae
Gene: DEFB135
Product: defensin beta 135
Exons: 3
Coding region: 1-273 (90 amino acids)
Biological process (GO): innate immune response
Cellular component (GO): extracellular region
Source: RefSeq, a predicted model, not a curated record
AUGCGGCUGACCGCUGUGUCUUUGCUGAUUGGAAUUGCCAUGAGGGGUGCCCUCUUGGUCCUCGUGGUCCUUGUCUUGCUCUCCUGUGUCCCACCAGUGAGAAGCGGACCUAACGCGUACAUAAGAAAGGUCUUUACUUCAUGUUGGCGAAUGGAAGGUGUUUGCAGGCCAAAGUGCGAAAAAACUGAGAUAUACCAUAUUUUGUGUGAUACUACCAAUAUGUGCUGCAUAGAGAAAAAGCAUUUACCAAAACAGCCUAAACCGGCUGGGUAA